Messenger RNA from Aureobasidium pullulans EXF-150, 1360 nucleotides. RefSeq names its product UMP-CMP kinase-like protein. Gene Ontology annotation, cellular component: nucleus; cytoplasm. The transcript has a single exon. Gene Ontology annotation, molecular function: UMP kinase activity; ATP binding. The record is from RefSeq and is a predicted model, not a curated record. Gene Ontology annotation, biological process: 'de novo' pyrimidine nucleobase biosynthetic process; CDP biosynthetic process; UDP biosynthetic process. Lineage: Eukaryota; Fungi; Ascomycota; Dothideomycetes; Dothideales; Saccotheciaceae. The coding region runs from base 320 to 985 and encodes 221 amino acids.
GAGCCGCUCCUUCACUACAUCUAUCCGUCGUCUCGCUCAAGAACCUGCUCCUGUCGACCCUCAAGCUGCCAAGGAAACAAAAGUCAGCGCCAACUACAGCAACCCUCAGAUCCGCAAGCCCCGCAGAGGUCCCUACGCAGACUCCCCCUUGCCAGUCUUCCCCCUCCUAGCCAUCUUCUUCACCGGCUCCUUCCUCUUCUAUCAAUUGUCAAAGUCCAGACAAGGCCAAGGCAAAUCUCACUACGUCCUGCCUCCUCGAGACAAGAAGCCGCCACCCGCCAAAGAGUUCAACUCCAACCUCCACUCCGAACAUUAAACAAUGGCUCCCGCAAACCUCCCCACCAUCCCCGCCAUGAACCGCGACAAGCCUCUGUUCCCCACCGGUGUCGCCGACGGUGAGGCUACUGUCAUCUUCGUUCUCGGUGGUCCCGGUGCCGGCAAGGGCACUCAAUGCAGCAACAUCGUCCGCGACUACAAGUUCAAGCACCUUUCCGCUGGUGACCUUUUGCGUGAGGAGCAAGACCGUCAAGGUAGCGACUUCGGUGACUUGAUCAAGGAAUACAUUCGCGAUGGCAAGAUUGUUCCUAUGGAGGUUACUAUCCAAUUGCUCGAGAACGCCAUGCAGGCCACUAUCAAGAACGAGGGCAUCAACAAGUUCCUCAUCGACGGUUUCCCUCGCAAGAUGGACCAGGCUGUUCAGUUCGAGAAGUCUGUCUGCAAGAGUGUCUUCACCCUCUUCUUCGAGUGCCCCGAGCACGUCAUGGAGGAGCGUCUGAUCAACCGCGGCAAGACCAGUGGCAGAGCCGAUGACAACGAGGAGAGCAUUCGCAAGCGUUUCAGAACUUUCGUCGAGACCAGCAUGCCUGUUGUCGAGUACUUUGACAAGGACGGCCGUGUUGUCAAGGUCCAGGCUGUCCAGACUCCCGACGAGGUUUACGAGCACGUCAAGGUCGGCUUCACCCAGCGCGGCAUCAAGCUCGUCUAGACUUUUUCCUAGCUUCAUCAUAGACUUCUAAUAAGCAUUUUCAAACCUACAUUACCUAUCCGCAUAACGGGCAACGCCUCGCAGCUUAGUAGCUGGUUCUCAUCAAUGUGUGUACGCCCCCUCCUCAAAUCGCCAUCUACACGACAUACCGAACAGGGGAGGAUCUAUGUACUUGACUGUUUUCGCGCACGCUCUUUGAACGGAUCUAAUUCGUAGGAUCAUCAAUUGGGAAAUUUCAUCAUAUAUUCAGAUAAUAAAUACUGCCUUCUCUUUUUGUUGUGCAGAGUCUAGCGGUCACACUGUAGUUGACCGUACAGCCCGUUCACAGGAACAUAACUUUGAGUGUGGAUAUCAACAUCUCCAGACUACGUACAU